This is a messenger RNA of Suillus paluster, 1198 nucleotides long. RefSeq lists its product as uncharacterized. Gene Ontology annotation, molecular function: lipid binding. Gene Ontology annotation, cellular component: plasma membrane; eisosome filament. Gene Ontology annotation, biological process: eisosome assembly; negative regulation of protein kinase activity; endocytosis. The transcript has 6 exons. Bases 380 to 1069 code for a protein of 229 amino acids. The record is from RefSeq and is a predicted model, not a curated record. NCBI's taxonomy places the organism in Eukaryota, Fungi, Basidiomycota, Agaricomycetes, Boletales, Suillaceae.
CGGUCAAUCAGUCUAAAAUACUUAUGCGACUAUGUUUUCACGACACUCGUGUCAUAAAUCAUCUCCAUUAUUAUGACCACUGAUCGAUUACAAAGUCGGGACGACGUCCUAUGCUAUGGACACCAGCGACCGGUAUUUUCCCUGACACAGACUUGUGAAUUUGACGUCGGUUUGAUUUUACUAUUGGAGAAAUAACACAAACGGAUAACCCCUAGAGCCAAUGCCUACAUCAACUCUGUCAUACUAGUACCAACGCACACGGCGAAGCCUUCUUAAUAUCAACAUCGAUUUCCCCGUCUCUUGCAGGUAGAUCAUUGAACAGAGCCUGCAAACUGGGUGCCGAAUAGCGCCUGUCCUCGGAACUUCUCGACCGACCACCAUGUUUAGAAGCGCAUCUGUGAAAAUAGCCCAUAGCUCAUCAAUCCCAGUUCCUGCGCUGAUAGGAAACGAAGAGCUUAGGCCUCUACAAGAUUUGAUUGCAGCAGAGAAAACAGUGUUGACUUCACUGCAAAGGCUGAGCUCUGACUUUUCGAAAGCUGCUGAUGCCAUGAGGACCUGGGCAGUUUCUGAAGGAGACGAUCUUUCCGAUAUAUUGAGUUCAUCCAGAACACUCCUGGCACACUUUGCAGGGGCGCUCACCCACUACAGCUCUAUUCAAAACGUCGUUCGAGACAAUAUGAAGGCUGUACGCACGCGUGAAGAAUCCCUUGAUGACCUCCACCGGCGCCGCCGGCGUACUGCAGCGUCCGUAGAGAGCAUCAAGAAAAAGCUCACCCGCAUGAAUAAGGAGACCAAGGCGUUCGGUGCACAGAUGGACGCACUACACAUCGCACGCGAGGACAUGCGAGAUUUAGAUGCAAAAAUCGCGCAAGAAGAGUCGACGAUCGGGUCUUUCAAACGAAAAUGUACACAAAACUGGCUGACACUGAAGUUUGGAGGUCUUGCAGAGUGCUGUGAGAAGGGCAUGAUUGUAGCGGAGAUAGGGAAGCGAAUGGUAGUCGUGGGAGCUUUCGGAGUCUCCCAGAACGCCGUAUUCAGGACACAAGCGAAUGACCUCGUUGCUCUCUGAAGCGCAGCAUCGCAUUGUGCAAGUCGUGUUUUCUGGAGUGCCAUCCGGCUAUGAUAUGCACGAAGCUCCGCAAACACCGAUUUCCCAAAGUCAUCCGAAUUGCUUCAAAGAUCUUCCAGAGAUUCGUGA